Aphanomyces astaci is the source of this 1347-nucleotide messenger RNA. RefSeq lists its product as hypothetical. Bases 25 to 1347 code for a protein of 440 amino acids. The transcript has 9 exons. Lineage: Eukaryota; Oomycota; Saprolegniomycetes; Saprolegniales; Verrucalvaceae. The record is from RefSeq and is a predicted model, not a curated record.
GGCUUGGUCAUUGACAUCAUCAACAUGCUGCCGCCGCCACCUUCGACCACCACCAAGACCCCGCUGCUCGACAGCCAAGACGCUGCAUCCUACACACAGCAGCACGCACCAACAACCACCUCAACGAUGCCAGCCAACUCGAGUCGGCCAAAACAGCGAUGGGUCCAAGCUGCUCGGCACAUCCGCGACAAAUCGCCCAAGCCAUCGAAUCGAUGGAACGAGCUCUUGACGACGUUCCGGUCGAGUCAACGCAGCACGUGCAUCAUGCGGCCGCCAGCCAACCCUGACAAGCCCAUCUCUUCGUUUCAACUGAGUGAUAUUGACGUGUUCUUGGGCCGGUCGAAACCGCCGGCCAUCGAGUACAUUGUCGUCGAGGUGCUCGUGCACAAAUGUCCCCUGCAUCCGUCGCAUCUAGGCCGGUGGGCGCACUCGGCUGUCCGGUACACGAUGCCCAACGGUGACCAGAAGCUGGUCAAUAUUUGCCGACCAGAAGAAGGCCACCAAUUGAUUGAAUUUUACGACGACCCUGAAGAUUACCUCUUGGGCGUUCAAGGCAAGGGCGGUAUCUUUUCCCGAGAUAUUUGCUCGAUCCGCAUCGAAGACGUCCAUCCGGAUAGCAUGCGGGCACUGGAUCAUCAUUUCCAAGCCAUUUCCCAUCGUUUUCGAGCCGAUGGCAAGGGAUGCUCAUUUGAAAUCACCGGCGGGUUCUGGGAGAACCUCGUGCGCGAAAUGUUUCAUUUGCCGUCGAAACCCAGCGGCAAUUGUGCGCGAUGGGUGUCGAAAGGACUCGUGUACGCAAACGUGCUGAAGCGCCAGAGUAUGUUUCCCAAAGCCAUUUGGGUCGAGAUGCUCGAAAAUCAGUCGGCGGCGAAUGCGGCCAACGUCAAUGUCGUGUACUAUCGUCGCAUAAAAGGCAAAGCAAAAGAAAAGCCGCAUCUACAAACGGGGUUUAGCUUUACCAGCGUGAAAGCAUGCUUAUUCUUCCCCACCGACUUGUUUCAAUCGUGGCUGUAUUGGGAUAUGGCCAAGUUUGCCAAUGUCAUUGUCGACAACAGCGACGAUGUUUCGACGGACCAGCAGGCGGCACAGCUGCAGCUAGAGCUCGUGGGGGGGGAGGGGUGCCGCACCCCCCGCGCCGUGAUCUACUGCGUCCGGUUUUCCCACGCGUUUCUUGUGUUUGCGUUGGCUUUGGGGUACGUUUUUUAUUGCCCGGGUGGGUACCCCCCCCAAGAGCACGGGAUUCCGUUUGCGUAUGAAGUAUGCCCAACAACAUGGCCGGGCACAACUGGGUACCGCAUCACGCUGUCCAUCGUCGCAAUUGCCAUCUUGGAAUUUUGGUGGUAUUAA